UGUCACGCACACAAACUCUCUCUCUCCAGAUUUGCAUCGAAUUUUUUUGGGGGGUUAAUCUGAGAGAAGCGAAAGUUGCGGGAUGCAAAGGUAUAAACCAGAUCCUUUGAGGUGGCUUUUCGAUAAGCGAAAUCCACGGAAGGAUUCGAUGAUUGAUUCACAAACUCACGCGAUCAGAAAUUUCUCGCAGUCAAACCCUAGCUGUUUGAUUGGUGGGCCCCACCGUCUUGAUACUGUUGGAACACGGAAACUGCGUGAUAUUUGCGUCGAAGAAAACAAAAGUGAAAACGCCGUGUCGUUCUUCUCUUUCAGCAUUUACAUGCUUGUCGUAUUGACGCAUAUAACACGACACGCGUUUCGUUUAUGAAAGAAGGAAACGGCGAGUAGAUUUCAGUUUACUGAUCUCUCUCCCCCAACUGAUUUAGAAAUACCGUUGCCGUCUAGCUUCGCCGUGUAUGAUUGAUUCCAUGGAGAAAAUGAUUCGCUCCUCUUGUGUUAGUUUACUCUUUUGCCUCGUGUUUCUUCUGUUCUCGAGUUUAUACGGUUCCUUACAUCUCGUCGAAGCAGGGAAGAUCGAGAUCACCGACGAUCUAGACGACGUGGAAGACAAUGAAGAAGACGAUUCAUGGAAACAGUGGGGGAGUAAAGCAGCGACGCCGGAGUUCGAUCCGCCUCCGGAUUUCUCCGACAUGGGAUUCGAUCAGAUCCAAGAAGAAAUGGCUAAACGGACUUUUGCACCGGUCGUCGGAUUCGUCAAGCUCCGGUUAGGCGUUCACCGUACUAAGGAUAUGGUGGUGGAGAUUGCUAUGAGAUGGACGAAAGUUCUGAGAACAGGUGGGUUAGGAGUGAGAUUCAUGGCUGUGGAUCGAAGCACGGUGAUGUUCAAUAUGCAGAAUGGGAAGGAAGUUACUGAGCUAAGGGAGUUUGUGCUGAGCCAAGAAGAGGCUUAUGAGGUUAAGAUAGGAAAACAAGAGUUUCGAAGACCCGGAGAUCCUCCUCUUGAUGAUGUCUUUGAAAAACUUCAAGCUAAGCAAAGCAAAGAUGAUGAAGAUGGUGAUACUAGCAAGAAUGAUGUUACCAAGGAUGAACUAUAAGCCUAUACGGCCACUAAAUAUUUUUGGUUCAUUAACCAGAUAGGAUUUUGUCUCUGUAGCAGAUUGUAAGCUAAUAUGUGUUGUUCCACUUUGUUUCAAGAUUAAAUGCCUGCCCAGAACGUUCAAUUAUAGAAAUCAUUUUGAAAGACGA
This is a messenger RNA of Brassica rapa (field mustard), 1245 nucleotides long. RefSeq lists its product as uncharacterized. The record is from RefSeq and is a predicted model, not a curated record. Lineage: Eukaryota; Viridiplantae; Streptophyta; Magnoliopsida; Brassicales; Brassicaceae.